Messenger RNA from Chrysemys picta bellii (western painted turtle), 3614 nucleotides. RefSeq names its product nuclear respiratory factor 1 (gene NRF1). Gene Ontology annotation, molecular function: DNA-binding transcription factor activity, RNA polymerase II-specific; RNA polymerase II cis-regulatory region sequence-specific DNA binding. Gene Ontology annotation, biological process: regulation of transcription by RNA polymerase II. Gene Ontology annotation, cellular component: nucleus. The record is from RefSeq and is a predicted model, not a curated record. NCBI's taxonomy places the organism in Eukaryota, Metazoa, Chordata, Testudines, Emydidae.
CCUCCUGCUGCUGCUGCUGGUGCCCGCCUCUCGCUCGCUCGCCAUUGCGGCGGCUCAGGGCGAGCCGCGCCGUGUCCCCGCUCGGCUCCCUCCCCGGCCGCCGCCUGGCAGAGGCUCCACGGCGCAGGCCCGCUGCAGCGCAGCCGCUCUGAGUAGCGAUUAAUGGAAGGACACGGGGUGACCAAAACGGAACACAUGGAUACCAUUGAGGCCCAUGCCGUGGCCCAGCAGGUGCAGCAGGUCCAUGUGGCCACCUACACAGAACACAGCAUGUUGAGUGCAGACGAAGAUUCACCGUCUUCGCCUGAGGAUACCUCCUAUGACGACUCUGAUAUUCUCAACUCGACUGCUGCUGAUGAGGUCACUGCCCACCUGGCUGCUGCAGGCCCGGUGGGAAUGGCAGCAGCUGCCGCCGUGGCAACAGGUAAAAAACGAAAGCGACCUCACGUGUUUGAGUCCAACCCAUCCAUCCGCAAGAGGCAGCAGACACGUUUAUUACGGAAGCUGCGUGCCACGCUAGAUGAAUAUACCACCCGAGUGGGGCAGCAGGCCAUUGUUCUUUGCAUAUCCCCCUCCAAACCCAAUCCUGUUUUUAAAGUGUUUGGUGCUGCACCCUUGGAGAAUGUGGUGCGCAAGUACAAGAGCAUGAUCCUGGAAGACCUGGAGUCAGCACUAGCGGAGCAUGCACCUGCGCCACAAGAGGUUAACUCCGAGCUGCCACCCCUAACCAUCGACGGAAUUCCUGUCUCUGUGGACAAGAUGACCCAGGCGCAGCUGCGAGCAUUUAUCCCCGAAAUGCUGAAGUACUCAACAGGUCGUGGGAAGCCGGGCUGGGGGAAGGAAAGCUGCAAACCCAUUUGGUGGCCUGAGGAUAUUCCAUGGGCAAACGUUCGCAGUGACGUCCGUACAGAGGAGCAGAAACAGAGGGUGUCCUGGACCCAAGCAUUGCGGACUAUUGUGAAGAACUGCUACAAACAGCAUGGGCGUGAAGACCUACUCUAUGCCUUUGAGGAUCAACAGACACAGCAGCAGACUGCAGCUACACAUAGUAUAGCGCAUCUGGUCCCAUCACAGACGGUGGUACAGACCUUCAGUAACCCUGAUGGCACUGUCUCCCUCAUCCAGGUUGGCACAGGUGCUACAGUUGCCACUCUGGCCGAUGCCUCUGAGUUGCCUACCACAGUUACCGUUGCACAAGUCAAUUACUCCGCGGUAACUGAUGGAGAGGUGGAGCAGAAUUGGGCAACGCUACAGGGGGGCGAGAUGACUAUCCAGACGACGCAGGCUUCGGAGGCCACGCAGGCGGUGGCAUCGCUGGCAGAAGCCGCAGUGGCAGCAUCUCAAGAGAUGCAACAAGGAGCAACCGUUACCAUGGCGCUGAACAGUGAAGCAGCCGCCCAUGCUGUCGCCACGCUUGCGGAAGCCACCCUUCAAGGGGGAGGACAAAUCGUCCUGUCUGGUGAAACUGCAGCAGCAGUGGGAGCGCUUACUGGAGUCCAGGAUGCUAAUGGCUUCCUAGCAGCAGACUGUUCAGGUUGCAAGUGGAGGCUAACAGAAAAUCCCACAGCCCCUCUUUUUUUAUCAAGUAAGAAGAACAUAAGGUUUUUACAGAUACAUCAGAAUGAGGCCAAAAUGACAGAAGAGGAAGGGCUCGUCCAGAUCCCCGUCAGCAUGUACCAGACGGUGGUAACCAGCCUCGCCCAAGGGAAUGGUCCCGUUCAGGUCGCCAUGGCUCCCGUUACUACGAGGAUAGCAGACAGUGCCGUCACCAUGGAUGGUCAGGCAGUGGAGGUUGUGACCUUGGAACAGUGACGCUGCUGCCAUGGCAGGAUCAUGAUGAUGUUUUUCCUCGUCUCUUACGUGAAUAAUUUUUUUACGCCUCUUCAGAGAUGCAAUCAGGUGGCAUUGAGUCUCCCAGCUUUGGAAGCAAAGGUUUCGUUAACCUUUUUUUAAAAGGAAAAAAAAAUAGCAGAGGAUGUGUGUUAAGUGCAUUUUUAUAGUGCCGCGCUGAUCUUGUGGGAGUGGAAAGCCAAUUUGUAAUGGACUUUCAUUCUGAGGAGAUUUAAAUCAAAACACAACCCCCCUCCCUCACACCCCCGCAUGAAAUAUCUGUUAGAAUCAGGGCAAGAUGGGAAGAUUGCCCCCCCCCCCCCAUAGGAAGCAGCUGUACCCUUGGCUGGAGAGAGUUCCAACAGCGCUGCUGCCCGCUAAGCCGGCAGUGAGUUCUGCGGUGGCUCCCGGGGUCGGCCCCUCUGCCCCGUCACUUUGAGAAUUAGGUUUCAAGAGAGAGAGUUUGGAAAACGUCUCUCCUCGGGGAAGGCGCAUGCACGACUGUGUAGGGGCAGCAGCAGCCUUUCGAAGGGAUAAAGCUCCUCAGAGGACAGCAAUUGAUCACCCCGCAGUCCCCGUAAGAGAGGAAAACUCUGCCGUUGAAGUUCUUAAGAAAUUCCAUGGAGAGUUCCCCCACCCUCCAUGCCCCUGCCUUGCUCUCCUGUAAUCCACCCUCAAGACCUGCCCUUAUCUUCUCUGCUAUUGAAAUGUAGCUGACGUUUUAGACCCUUCUCUUUAUUAUUUCAUGUUUGUAAAUUUAGACUGCAAUGGAGAAUCUCUUAGGGGGCUUUGGCUGGGGCACUACGGUGGGGGAAGGCUGUGAAGAGAGUGAGGAGUUAUUGACUAGGGCAAAUUCUUCCUUCCCCUGCCUCUCCCCAGGGCUUGUUUUAUAACUGAAUCCUAUUCAGCCCCGUUGCUGAGAGGUACUUUGAGUUCACCUGAGCUACGUCUGCCACUGGUAUUAUCAGAGCCGGGAUAGGACUGUAUGAAACAGAUGAUCCCCUAUCGCAGCCUCGACCCGUCCUGGAAUAUCCAAUCCUCACAAUGUUUCCUUGUUCAAUAAAUAUGGGGAUCAAACCGACUCCUCCCGUAGCCCCCCGCCCCAGUUCGCGUUCCACAGGUCCCGCACCUGUUUCUGCUGUAUGUGCAUCUCCAGCACGGCUUUGCUGCUGCGAGUUUUUUUUAAUCUACUUCAUGAGAAAACCUCUAGACAGAAAAACGCCUGGUGUGUUUUCAGUGGCUGAUUUUACUUGACUUUCCAAUGGGCCAAACCUUUGCUUCCCAAAACCAACAAACACUGCCCCUCCCCCAAGCAAGCUCCUCCCUUCUUUUAGCCACGCCCUCCCUCGAUGUGUGCAAUUGUGCAUGGUAUUUAAUUUUUUUUUUAAAGUGGCCAUUUAACAAAAUUCUCCAAGUCUUGCUCCGCCUUCAAGGAAGUUUUCAGAUUCUUGUAUUUACUUGUUUUAUAUGAAAAUAUCAAAUGUUCUUUGUAUAUGUUUUUCUGUACUUUAAGGAGGGGAGGGAAACAUUUCCAUAGAAUGCCCUGCUUUUCCAAUUUAUUUUUUUUAACUAUUAUUAUUUUUUAUUGUCGUUGUGAAGAUGUCCAGUGGCUUUACAGUCGGUGUUUCUUUGGCAAUGAAAUAACGUUCUUACGGUCUAAGAAAUUCUCCCCAGAAAAAGGGAAAGAAAAAAAACCAGUCAAGUAGCAGAGCAUGGAAUACCUGUUGUUUUCCCAGUCUGUCUAUUAUUGCCUCAUUCAAUAAAUUGUUACAAAUGUGUCUGCA